Messenger RNA from Periconia digitata, 1836 nucleotides. The record is from the annotation of a GenBank genome assembly. NCBI's taxonomy places the organism in Eukaryota, Fungi, Ascomycota, Dothideomycetes, Pleosporales, Periconiaceae.
CUAACAACUCAAGCUUCGGUCCAAUUUCUAGCAUCUCUGCUACCUCUACACAACAUGUGGACCAUGUUAUCUGCACACUACUCCAAGGUGCCAUGGGCGCUCUACACAGUUUGGAUCUUGUUCCUUUGGUACGAAUCUAGAACGCACGAAGCGGCCCAAGCCCGAGCUACAAAGGCAGAGCAACUUUCUCUUCUAAUUCACUUUCUUCCCCCAUUGGUCAAGGUCUUUUUCUCUUCCUGGGCCAAAAAUUCUGGGGACUCGGCACUGGUUUGGCUGAUCGCCAUCAUGGUCUUCCGAUACUACAAGACUGUGAUCAGUGUUUAUUUCUGGAAUCGCUAUAAGCUGGCAACGGUAUCGAGCUGCAAGACAAGUAAUGUCAAGGGUCACUUCUACACGAGCCUGGAUUGCACUGCAAUCAUACCCACGGUUGGACCCACCGGCAACUCCAGGUUUUACGACAUGCUUGUCUCCAUUGCAGUCAAUGGACCUGCCCGCAUAAUCAUCUCGACGAACAAUUCAGAAAGUCAAAAUCAGGUCCUGAAUUGUUUACCCGAAUUCAAACAGAAAUUUCGAGAAGAAUAUCCUGCAGGCUUCGAUUAUCAGCAACCAGAUAAGUCCCAAAAGGGGGUUUUCAAGCUACCCCCUAUUGAUGUCAUCAACGCAGAUGUUUCGGACAAGCGACGGCAAUUCCUAAAAGCCGCCAAGCUGGCAACAACAGAACUAAUUGCUAUGGCGGAUGACAGUGCAGUAUGGAACCGGAAGUUGCUCGAGGCGACACUUCCUGCUUUCUAUGACAAGCAAGUGGCUUUUGUCGGCACGCGGAAAUGGGUAAUACUGAACAAAUUCGAGAAUCGUAUAGCGGUACCGCCACGGGAGAACGGAAUCUGGGAACUCUGUCGUGUCCUAGCAAAGAACGCAAUCGCGGAAUACUGGCAUGGCCUGUGGAACACCAUCGGUGCUCUUUACCUAGUCCGUCACAACUUCGAGAUUCGCUCUUCCGAUGCUGCAGACGGGGGUGUAUUCUGUAUCUCCGGUCGCACUUCGCUGAUCCGCAGUGCAAUUGUUCAGGAUGAGGAAUUCGGGAAGGAGUUCCUCAACGAGCAUGUUGUCGGACCCCGGCACUGGCCUUCCCGCCCUACCUGGGAUACGUUGCGUGACUGGUUUUCUCGGCGUUCCUGGCGUAUUUGGUUUACCUGGCUUAAGGGGCUUUCCUGGCUUACCGGGCUUUCCUGGCAUGCCUUGCGUACCUGGCGUCCGUGGAAGUUCACACCGAUUAGUGCGGACGACGACAACUUUAUCUUGCGCUGGGUCCUCAAAAAAGGCAUGAAGGUCAAGGUACAGUAUUCUGAAGACGCCACGAUUACCACUGCGCUUGGCUUCAACCCGCGCAAGUUCUGGGACCAAUGUAAGCGCUGGAGUCGCACCACCGCUCGCCAGAACCCUAAGGCACUCUUCCUCGAUCGUGUAAUCUGGUGGCGAUGGCCUCUCACAGUCUGGCUGACCUAUUUUCCAUGGAUGUGGAACUUCGCACUUAUCUGGGACCCUCUCAUGCUGUUCAUGCUUACUCGGACUAACAUGUACCAGACAUCUGCCCACUCACGUCUGAUGAUGACGGCCUUGGUUGCACUAAUCUGGUCGUCCAAGUUGGUGAAGACGAUUCCUUGGUUCUGGGAGAACCCCAAGUUGUUCUUUUUGUAUUUCUUUCCUAUUCCAGCUGUGCCGAUGUUCAGCUAUGCCCACUCCGUGUUGAAGUUUAUGACAUUCUUCACGUACUGGGAUGCUACAUGGUCUGGCAGAACCCUGGAGGCUCCAGCUUCUGAUUUGAAGCAAGAGUAA